Messenger RNA from Heterotrigona itama, 389 nucleotides. The record is from the annotation of a GenBank genome assembly. NCBI's taxonomy places the organism in Eukaryota, Metazoa, Arthropoda, Insecta, Hymenoptera, Apidae.
AUGGCCGGUACGUUGCCGGGUUAUUUGUUCGCAAGGUUGGUUUUAAUGGUGGUAGAAAACUCGGUGAUUCUGCACGCUUUACUUACCAGCAUCGAGAAUACGUUGCUUGACAGAAUGUUGCCUUCCGUGCCAGAACUGCCACGCCUUAAUCUCGUCUUCUGGGCUCUUCUCUUCUCGGAACAUCAACAUUACCACGCUCUGCGCGACAAAACAUCAAGAAAACACCGUAAGUACUUUAUUAAGCGUGAUACUGUAAGGGCAGAUGAAUGGUUUCCGCUGACGCGUUUACUUCUGUCUUUUUCAUCUUUUUUUUUUUUUUUUUUUUUCAGCAACGGAUUAAACAACUUUUUCGCCGCUACAUUUUGCUAACUCCAGCAAUGCUUUACUAC